AUGAUGUUAUACCGAUUUUUUAUGUCUAUACUUGCCUGGGGGGCAAUACUCGGCAAUGUUGGAAAUGCUCAACCUUCUCCCCUUGACUCUUUUACAAAUACCAAACGGGCGACAAGCCCCAGCGAGGCAACCGCCUUUGCUAUUAUUUAUGGCUACCCAAUGAUUCAAUACGCCGCAAGCUUAGACUCCGUAAUAACUUCGGUCGGUACCAAUGCAAUAUUUAGCGAGAAGAAUACUGCAACAGCAGAUGAGGCAGCUAUUGUGCGGCCAAAUGUAGAUACACUCUACUCAAAAAUUGCCGUGGAUCUGUCUUCAUACGAGGUUGUCAUUACGAUACCGAAGAUAGAUGAUCGCUUCUAUGUUUUCCCGUUUUAUGACCUGUGGUCUAAUAAUUUUGCCAAUUUGGGAAGCUUAAACAAUACGGCGCCUGGAAAAUAUUUACUGAGACAUACACCCGGAAGAUCUGGAUUCGAGUCUUUGCCAAAGGACACUGGAUAUUUAGGCGCUGUCAACUUUCCCACGCCAUAUGGCCUGGUAUUGCCUCGAAUCUUGCUGAAAAAUAACUCAACCGAUCUCGACAUUGUACAUGCUAUUCAGGAUCAGAUCAAAGUUGAAAAAGGGAGGCAGACUAUUCCCCUGGCACCUCCCCUCUCCUACGAGUUGCUGGGAAGUGGCACUCUCGAGCCCUUAGCAUUAACGCCACCCGCAGCACUCGACACCAAUUCUGUCAAGGCUCUUUUGACGGUUGUAGCUCGGGUAGCUCCCUAUAAUCCUCCGGCCAAUGCAAGAGACAUUAUACCAGUGAGCUCAGUGCUGCGAGUAGCGGGUAUUUCUAAUGGCCGAUACUCACCAUCGACGUUCGUCAACUAUACAGAAGCAAACCAGAUAGCCAAUACGGCUUUAACGUCAACCGAAAAACUAAUACAGUUAUUCAACAACGAAUGGUUUGAUUACCCCCCGGAAGCCAGUGGGAACUUUCACAGCAGUUAUACAAUCAGAAGUAUCAUUGCCUACACAGGGUAUUUGCAACUGGUGCAAGACGAAGCUUUGUACCCCGAAUAUAUUGGCUCUGGCAUUCACGGCCUCUCACUGGCAGGCAAUGAGUCUUAUACUCUUACCUUCUCCGGGAAGCCACCUGUCAAAGGGUUUUGGAGCUUGACAGCCUAUAACAGCUCUAGCUACCUUAUCCCUAAUCCCCUAAAUAGGUAUUCUCUGGGGGAUCGGAGCAGCUUGACAUAUGAUGACAGUCAGCUGGUUUAUGGCACUGGCCGUAACGGCUCGUUUACUAUUCUUAUCCAGCCAGCCGAUGUAGCUCCUCCAGUCAACUGGACGAAUAACUGGCUCCCUGCACCAGCGGGAGGUGGCAAUUUCACCGUCAACCUACGGUUUUAUGGCCCGACGGGACCUUUGUAUGCUGGAGGAGCAUAUGCUUAUCCAGUUGUUAAAAAACAAGCCGUCAUUGUCCCUCAAUAA
Molecule: messenger RNA, 1473 nt
Organism: Trichoderma gamsii
Lineage: Eukaryota; Fungi; Ascomycota; Sordariomycetes; Hypocreales; Hypocreaceae
Exons: 4
Coding region: 1-1473 (490 amino acids)
Source: RefSeq, a predicted model, not a curated record